Molecule: messenger RNA, 1998 nt
Organism: Verruconis gallopava
Lineage: Eukaryota; Fungi; Ascomycota; Dothideomycetes; Venturiales; Sympoventuriaceae
Exons: 1
Coding region: 1-1998 (665 amino acids)
Biological process (GO): DNA-templated transcription; regulation of DNA-templated transcription
Molecular function (GO): DNA-binding transcription factor activity, RNA polymerase II-specific; zinc ion binding; DNA binding
Source: RefSeq, a predicted model, not a curated record
AUGGCGGACCUCCAAAUCUCUCCCUACAAGCCCAACACGAUCCAGGGUAAACCCUCAUUGAGAGCUUGCGAAGUGUGCUAUAGUAAGAAAAUCCGGUGCGACACGGGGGGACACAACAGUGCAUGUUCUUACUGUGUAUCUCACGGCAUUGAUUGCGCCGCAAGAACGCGUAAGCGGAAGGCACAGUCAAUUUCGAGAAAUGCGUCAAACAAGAGACAAGAGCAAGGAUGUAGCGCAGCAAACUCACCUGCUGAAGUACGGAGGACGUACAGCAGGGAAGAGAAUGGGACUGUUCGGCAUGGUGCUAGCCCGAACACAUCACCAGUGACAUCGCCGUACUUAUUUGUUACAUAUCAGCCGGCAACGGAACCGAUUUCUUCGCCUGACGCAUUCCACAACUCGUCCUACCUCUCUCGUGCCGCCAUACUCGGGGAUGAAUUCGCUAGAAUCGAUCAUUCACAUGGUGAGCGAAGGGCAUCGACAGAUCACGUCCUCUCGAAGACCGAUCUGGAAGUGUUGAAGCUGUACAAGGCCUUCGAGCUCCCCAUCGCACCUCUGCGACAAAGCCUCGUCGAUGCGUACAUAGAUCACGCAUGGGUAUGGAUGCCUGUGGUUGACCUCAGCAAGCUCAUUGGGACGUAUACAGCAGGAGAAGGCUCGCUACUGGUAUUACAGGCAGUGCUCUUGGUUGGUGCCAUCAUGAGGCCUGAAGUUUGUGACAAGGAUUUUGUCGAUGAGCAGUAUCGAAAGGUGAAGGCUUUGCUCAAUGCUAGCUACGAACGAGAUCCGAUGCACAUCCUCACUUCAUUGUGUUUGAUUCAGUGGUAUGCGCCAACCGCGCCGAAAGACGUGUCAACAGAUACACCUCGGGCUUGGGCUACUUCUGCUGUCGGUCUAGCGCAGCAAGUUGGGCUUCAUAGGCCAACUGAUGCGCUUUUCGGGGAUCACAAAGGCGUUUGGAGACGCAUUUGGUGGACAUUGGCAACACGAGAUUCGCUAAUGGCAUCUGCCCAUGGGCGGCCUCGUAUGAUGAAUUCAGCGGAUUCAGCGAAUGAAAUGAUAACAGUGGAUGACUUUGAAGAUCCCAGAGACAGGAGAGCAGCGAUCUUUGUCGAGUACGUCAAGAUAUGCCAAAUUUUGGGCGAUUUAUGUCAGCUUCUGACAAGAAACGGCCGCAUCAAUCAUAGAGAACGCGCUGAAUUCACCUGGAGGCUGAAAUCCUAUCUGGAUGCUCUACCGGAAGAGUUCUUGAUCGUGGAUAAGGGAUAUGAUUUCGAACUAGCUCAGAUGCAUAUCCCAAUUCUAUCUACCAUCUCAAUCUUACACCGGCCUCGUUCAGUUUUUAACAUUACCCCUGCCAACGCAGCAAGCAUCGUCGCAGGCAAUCUCAGUUUCCGACUAUUUCAAUCAAUUGAAUUGCGAGGUCAGACUAAACUGCUCAGCUCAGCUUUUGCCUGGCACUUAAUGGCGACUUGCAUACCGCACCUUUCAGCCCUCCGUAUCAGAGAGCUCAGAGACGAAGCAAUAUACGCCCUAGACGAGCUUGAAAAAGUAUUUUCUACGUUGGGCAAAGUCCGGCCAGCGGCACAGCAAAAUCUCCGCAAUGUGCGUGCAAUCCGUCGCGCUGUACUUGCAUCAAAACGCUCUGAGCAAAGCAGGCGCACCACGCCAGAACCUGAUUCUGCUUUCGAACAGCCGCAGGUCAGUCCCGAGCACCUCCUGCAAAUCUACGGCCAAGAAGUCAUGCAAUACUUUCAUCGCAUUUUCAUUGCCCUUCAAGACGUUCAAAACGUCCACACCGAAGCUACACCAAUGCAGGUACCCGAGAUGAUGCCUCCUGUUCGCAAUACACCGAACGGCAACAUACACUUAGAAAUGGCGACUCCGGUUAUUGGCGCAUAUCAGGAUUUAUUUUCAAACCUGUUCGGCGAUUCGACUUUGCAAGACAAUGUUUGGAUGAAAGAUUGGAUGGAGGAUCUGCAAUUAAUGCCUGAAUGA